This is a messenger RNA of Scophthalmus maximus (turbot), 1962 nucleotides long. RefSeq names its product armadillo like helical domain containing 1 (gene armh1). The coding region runs from base 612 to 1826 and encodes 404 amino acids. Lineage: Eukaryota; Metazoa; Chordata; Actinopteri; Pleuronectiformes; Scophthalmidae. The record is from RefSeq and is a predicted model, not a curated record. The transcript has 11 exons.
GCCGCGCGACAGGCUCCGCACACGUCGGAUGAAACCUCACACGGACUCUGAACAUUCACACGUUCGAACAGAAUUGUUUCUUCCACACGUACCGGGACGUCGGUCGACUGGUCGGGGUUUGUUUUCGCUGGAGAGCUCACACGAACUCCUCUCCUGGUGGACACCAUCUUGCACGCUGCCACCGGCGGCUGCUACCCUUCCUCACUUCCGGUUUGCAGGCCAGACGUGGCGGACCGAGUGAAGAGCCAGGCCCGAGCAGUCGAUCGCAGAGCUGACCGCAGCCCGUGAAAGGCUCGUUCACUGCGGGGCUGCGGGCAACUCGUCCACUUUGCUUAUCUGUUUAAUACGUAUGCUCUUGUGUUACUGCUUAAGAUGUCAUUAUUCAUAUACAAACUCUUUAAUAGGCGCUGAAGACCGGAUGUAGAGCGUUGCUAAGCAACCCUCAGCUCCCUGCUGUAAACUGAGGCAGGGAGAUGAGGAGCAAAUUGAGCCUGGGGCAGAAUUAAUGUUAAAUGUUGUCACGGUAAUUCCUCAUAAUUCAGGGAGUUGUGUGUUGAUGAGUAAUUCAGAGAGCAGCUCCGACCAGAGGACUCCAGGACAACAACAACAACAUGUCAACACGGGAAGAACCGGCGAAUCUCGGCAAAGUGCUGAGUUUCCUCCGAGAGUGGGACCGCGGUGACAGGACGGUCCGCGGCCGCAUGUUGAACACCUUCCUGAGUCAACACAAAGGGAAAAGCUUCUGUGAGCUGGAGUGUGAGUUUGCGCAGGUGUCCAGUCUGUUUCUGGCUCGACUCACCACCUGGAUGAGACUCACAUACAUGUUUGGGACGUGCUUGGGACUCCAGUUAAGUGCAAUUGGAAUUUUCCUGUCUGCAUCAGGCCAUGAUCAAUACCUGGUGGAGUUCCUGGAGGAUGGAGGCGUUCUCACUCUCCUGGACGUCUUGAGCCACACUCAGAGCAGAGAGGAGGACAAGGCGGACGCCCUCCGGCUUCUGCUCACCGUCUCCAACGCCGGUCGCAAGUACAAAGAGAUUAUCUGUGAAAGCCAUGUGAUAGCAGACUGUCUGGACAGGUCGAACACAGAGGAAGCCCAAGAGACAGUUGGGGCCCUGCUGGAGUCCCUGUCCCAUGGAAAUCCUAAAUAUCAAAAUCAAAUCUACAAAAGCCUCAUCACCCUCAUGGCUUGUAGCUCUCCUAGAGCUCAGCAGCUGGUGCUGCACACCUUACACAUUGUUCAGUCCAGAACGAAGGCGACCCAUCACAGCAUUGUAGAACCUCUGCUGAAUAUGCUCAGAUCCCUGCACCUGGAGGUUCAGGAUGAAGCUGUUACACUUAUCUUAGGCCUGAAGUGUUAUGAUGUGAGAUCAGCACUUCUCAGUGGCCUGGUGGCUCUGCUGAGGCCCAUCAACAAAGAGGCGAAGCAGCACCAGAGCGCAGAAGAGGCGGAGACGAUCACGAUCAUGACCGGAUCCCUGCCUGUGUUUGUGCAACAAGCUGCUGCAGCUAAAGCUAUACGGUUGCUGGCUGAAGAAGAUGAAAAGGUUUCUCGUGAACUUCUCUCUCUCGGAGCGAUCCAGCAUCUACUGUGUGCGUUGGGCAACAGAGAACACACUGAUGCCCAAAUACAAGCCAGUCUGGCCUUGGAGCACUUUGUCCGCUCAUUCCCAGUCAUAGAGGAACACGUGCAGAGAGUUAUGGGCAAUACACUGUUUGCAGCCUUUAUGCACCAAGCUGAGACUUUGUACAUGAAUCUGGAUGAAACACAAGCGGAAAUCCUGCUAACUAAUAAAGUUAACAUAUCUGCAGCUUUGGACGGUGACUGACGGCCGACAAGGGGAACUCUUGAUAAGCAUAAAGAGGAUUACUAAAUAAUUUUAAUGAUACAGAUUAAUACAAAUUCAUAAGACAUUCCUCAAAUGUUGUGUUUGAAGGUUAAUAAAAUACAUUUCACUCCUAAUA